Molecule: messenger RNA, 1469 nt
Organism: Blepharisma stoltei
Lineage: Eukaryota; Ciliophora; Heterotrichea; Heterotrichida; Blepharismidae
Source: the annotation of a GenBank genome assembly
AUGGAAGUCGGCGAUCUUGAAAGAUCAUUCUUCGUUUCUUGUGCUCCAAACUUCUUUCGAAGUCAAAUCUCAAAAAUUCUUUCAAAAUGGAAUGAGCAGGCUACACAGGUUACUCUUUUGGAUUUUUUAUCAACAGUUGACACUUUCAUAUCAAUCCUCCUCACGCACAACGUGCCGCUCGUUUCAGUGCUCCCAGAAACCCUUAAAGAAUUCUUACAAGAUGACUUCCAGGGAUUGAGCUCGGUAACUUUUACUCAGAUCCAGCUAAAACUUCAAUUUUUGCUCCACUUUGAGCUUCUACGUAUAGAUUCCUUCAAUAAAGAUCCCAAUUUCUUGGAUAAAAUUGGGAAAAUAGGAAGAGCGCUGUGUAUGGUUUUAUCGUUAGAAGAAGAUUCAUGUACUUUUUACAAAUAUUACAUUUCUGAUAUAGGGGUUUUCCCUAUAUGGCCCGAUAAGGGCUGUGGGUUCUCCGUGGAAUCCCUCUGUUGGUCAAACCAACUAAGUGCGUUGGUUUUGACCAAUUCACUGGUUGGUUCAACCAGCAGAGGGAUUCCACGGAGAACCCACGGCCCUUAUUGUCUAUAUAGGGAAAACACCUAUAUCUUGCCUCGCUAUUGCUCACAUAUUGAGCACCAUGCGCUACUUGCAGUUUCUCUUUACUUUGAAUUUGAGGAUGAAACUCAAAAAUUUUUAAAUGACAUCAUUAUGGUCAAGCCAGCUCCUAAAAAGAGAAAACCACAGCGAUGCCUUUCAAGUAAAUCCCUUAAAUCUCCAAUUCGAAGAAGUCCAAGACUGAAUCCAAGCCAUGUUUUGAAAAUAAAAGAUUCAAAAAAACAAAUUGUUGCGAGGAAUCUAACUCCCCCUCCCCUCCGUGAGUGAACAAAACCAUUAGAAAAAAUGCUAUUUUUUGCCAAAAACCCACCCUCCGUGAGUGAACAAAAAUUUUUUUAAUAGAAAAAUUUUUUAUUGAAAAAAAAUUUGAUAUAUAAGUGAUAACUAGUAUAAUGAAAUCUAAAAGCUGAUUCUGUUUAAUUUUUAACAAAUUGCUUCUUAAAACAUAAAUUUUACAAAUUAGAUUAAUAUUGCUUUCCCAAUUUUUGCGAAUUAGGAUUUUUUUAAAUUUCGAAAAAAAAAUAUAUAAACUUUUUAACCCACCUCCGGGAGUAAGUGGAAGCAGUGCAGCACUUAAAAAGGAAAUUAAGAUGAAAUCGACCAAAGUGGAGUACUUGUGGACGCCAGAACAAAAGCGAGCAGAAAUUUCAAAGGAGGCGAAGAGGCUGAAAGAAAUUAAUAAAAAAUAUUUUUAUGAAAAAAGAGAAGGAUCAGAUAAGAAAAAGCAGAAAAGAGAUGAUAAGGAAGAGGUGGAGACUGAUGAGAAUAGACGAAUUUUAGUGCUCGACACUCCUACAAAGGCCCCAAAUGAGGCGCUUUAUGAAAUCAAAGCUCAUAAGAACAUUUUUAAUUCAUAA